AUGGGCAAGUACGCCACUCCCUCGAUUCGUCACGGGAAGCACGGACUCGGAACUCGGAACGACAAUGGCGAACGCCUAGCCGAUCUUCUCGACUCCAGAAGGCUCUACCACGGCAACUCUCUCUUCGAGAAGCCUGAUCAGAGACGCUGGACCUGGAGAUCGCCCAACGGAGACACCACCAACGAGAUCGACCACAUUCUGGCCAACCGGAAAUGGUCUCUCCUCGACGUUGCCGUACUACCCAGUUUCGACGUUGGAUCCGACCAUCGACUUGUUCGCGCCAAGGUCCGUCUGAACCAGAAGUUCCUGAAGAAAGACUACCACCAGCCAUCGAGACCGAGAAGACCAACCUACGACAUCACCACGUUGGAGGAGAAGAUCUCGGAGCACGACUGGCAGCUUCUCGACGACCCGACAGCCGACUACGAAUCCCUCUGCAAUGGCCUCAUCAGAUGUGCAGAACCUGCAGCUCGACCAACCUCGUCUCUACCGCCGCGACUCGACCAACGAGCGAAAGAUCUGCUGCGAAGAAGAGGAGAAGUCAAACGAGACCCGCAGGUCACGCACCUAGAACGUCUGACGAUCGACAAAGCCUGCAGAAUGGCCGUGCAAGAGUCUCUCGCCAACCGACGCAGGAGUGCACUUCUUCAGACAGCUGAGAAACGUCAAAGCCUCAAGAAGAAGAAGUUCGAGCUCGUCGACGAGCGAACAGCACUGGAGGACAGCACUGAAGGACGAGAACGGCCAGCUGAAGACGUCAAAAAACGAGACUUCUACACGAAACUCUUCCGAAGCGACGUUCCCGUCCCCAGAACACCAACGCCGCCACCAGAAGAUGAACCCCCGAUCCUUCCCGAAGAAGUCAAGUACGCCAUCAGGAAACUAAAGGUCGGAACGGCCGCAGGUCCCGACAACAUCUCAUCCGAACUGCUGAAGGCUGGAGGAGACUCGCUGUACCGACUACUUGCCCGGCACUUCUCCAAGUACCUGAGCGAAGCCUCUAUUCCUGAACAAUGGAAAACGUCCAAGACGAUCCUCAUUCCGAAGAAGGGCGACCUCACCGACCUGAACAACUUCAGACCGAUCUCCCUCUUAUCGGUCGUCUACAAGUUGUUCACCAAGGUCAUCGUCAACAGACUAGAGAAGCAACUCGACAACUUCCAACCGUCUUCGCAGUCUGGCUUCCGACGCAACUACUCUUGCCUCGACCACAUCCACGCCUUGACCCAGGUGGUGGAACGGCACCGGGAGCACCAGAUGCCACUUGCGUUGGCCUUCGUCGACUACUACAAGGCCUUCGACAGCGUGGAGAUCAACGCCGUCUUGAAUGCUCUUGCUUCCGCCGGAGUCGCCACGAAGUACGUCGAGCUGAUCGCCAACAGCAACGAGAGAACGUCCACGACCAUCCAGCUGUUCGACAAGAAGCUUUCGAUCGCCAUCAGGAAAGGUGUUCGCCAGGGAGAUACCAUCUCCCCCAAGUUGUUCUCCACGGCACUAGAAGACGCGAUGCGCCAACUUGGAUGGGACGAAGAGCACGACUGGGAAGACAGUACAGACAUCAGAGGCAUCAACAUCGACGGCAAGGUCCUCACAAACCUCCGCUUCGCCGACGACAUCGUACUCUUCUCAAGCUCCACCACCGAACUGUCCUCCAUGCUGAACGAUCUGGACGAAGUCGGCAAGAAGAUCGGCCUCAAGAUGAACGUCAAGAAGACGCAGUGGAUGAAGAACCGCUUCUGCGACCAAGGCAAAGUCACCCUUGAGGGCCGCGACCUUCAGGAGGUCACAUCCUACAUCUACCUUGGCCGGGAAGUAAACAUGGUGAACGACCUGCAAGCAGAGAUAGGCAGACGCAAACGCGCUGGAUGGGCCGCCUUCAACUCCAUCAAAGAAGUCACCAGUCAGCUGGAAGACCCGAAACUGCGAGCUCACAUCUUCGAAGCGUCGAUAAUCCCUGCCAUCUCCUACGGUACCGAAGUUUGGCCUGACACGAAGAAAAAUGCAACCGCCCUACGAACUUCCUACCGCGCACUGGAACGUGCUCUCAUCGGCACCACUCGCUUCGAGCAGUGGAAAAAAGAACAGAGGAGCACAGACCUCCGUCAACUAUCCCAAAUCCGGGAUCUAGAAGAGCACAUACAACGCGGUAAACAUCGUUGGGGCGGCCACGUCAACCGCAGACAAGACGACCGCUGGUUCACGAGAUUAACACACUGGAUUCCGAGAAACAUCAAGCGCCCACUCGGGCGCCCACCGACCAGAUGGACAGACUACUUCCGCAAGAACAUCAGUCAGCCAGGCCGCCACUGGAUGACCGUCGCGCAAGACCGAGCCGCCUGGAGAACGUGUGGUCCACGCUGA
Molecule: messenger RNA, 2361 nt
Organism: Caenorhabditis auriculariae
Lineage: Eukaryota; Metazoa; Nematoda; Chromadorea; Rhabditida; Rhabditidae
Source: the annotation of a GenBank genome assembly